Messenger RNA from Rubroshorea leprosula, 2785 nucleotides. The record is from the annotation of a GenBank genome assembly. NCBI's taxonomy places the organism in Eukaryota, Viridiplantae, Streptophyta, Magnoliopsida, Malvales, Dipterocarpaceae.
AGAAUGUACAUUGUACGGGCAUACACAGUCUGUACCGAUCUAAAAAAACCAAGUGAGUUAGUGCUGCCCAUCAUCAAAACCUUCCUCUCUUUCGACUCUCCCCUUUUUUUUAGGGUUCUCUGCUCAAAAUUUCUCCAGCUUUCCUUCCCUUUUCCGCUUUAUUUUCUCACCUGCCAAACAGGUCGAUUCCGAUUCAGCCAAGUUGGACUGCCAUAAACCUGACGUGAAGAAAAAUCUGAUUUUGGGAAAAGAAAAAUUAGAAAAAUUUUAGGGCAAUAAACAGAGGCUGUGACAAGAUCAGGAGUUGAACAGUUAAAAGAGAGCUGGUUUGGUGAUAAUUGAUCAUGUCAAGACAAAAUCGAGACACGGUAAUGGAAAAUCUGCUGCCUGGCAAAAUCAGAAAACGAGUGUGCUCCUCACCGCCGUCAUCUUCAUCAUCGAUGAUUCAGAACUACAGAUUCAAGAAAGCGAUUCUAGUUGGCCGCAAACGGGGUGGAUCCACUACUCCUUUGCCGACGUGGAGGCUGAUGAUGCGAUCACCAUCAUCUGCGUCGGCAUUGCGGGCCUUGGAGUCCCCCAAGUACGCAGCAUCGGGGAAUGGAAGCAAAGUAAAAGUGCAGCAGCAGCAGCAGCAGCAGCCAGUUUCGGCAAGGAAGCUGGCAGCAACGUUGUGGGAGAUGAAUGAAAUUCCUUCCCCAGGAAUUAGGCAAGCAAGUGAGGAGAGGAAGGUGAGGAAGGAGAGGAAGGAGGGGAGAGGAGGGAGAGGAGGGAGAGAGAGGAUUGCCAGAUCUGUGCAUUCUGGUUCUUUGCCUCCUCACCUGUCUGAUCCCUCUUAUAGUCCUGUCUCUGAGAGAAUGGAUCGAUCUGGAACUGGUAGUCGCCAUAGAGGAGCUUUGUCCAUUUCCCACAGGCCUAGGCUUACAGACAAUAAUGUUGGAGUAUUUGAUUCUGUUAGCAAUGCCAGUUUGAUGGAGAUUGAGACUAGGUCUCUUGCCCAGGCUCCUACUGGAUCAACUGUUGGUGUUAAAACUCGACUGAAGGAUGCUAGUAAUGCCUUGACAACCUCAAAAGAGCUACUUAAAAUUCUUAAUCGUAUGUGGGGUCAUGAAGAUCGGCCUUCAUCAAGCAUGUCCCUUAUCUCAGCCUUGCAUGCUGAGCUUGAGAGAGCUCGCCUGCAAGUCAAUCAGCUUAUCCAAGAACAGCGCUCAGAACAAAAUGAUAUCAACUAUCUGAUGAAGCGCUUUGCUGAAGAAAAGUCAGCAUGGAAAAACAAAGAGCAAAAAGUGGUUGAGGCUGCUAUUGAAUCCAUUGCAGCUGAUCUUGAUGUAGAAAGAAAGCUGAGAAGACGGUUUGAAAGCUUAAACAAGAAGCUUGGGAAAGAACUAGCAGAGACAAAAGCAUUUCUUCUGAAGGCAGUCAAAGAGCUUGAGGGUGAGAAAAGAGCAAGGGUGCUAUUUGAGCAAGUAUGUAAUGAACUGGCUAGGAGUAUCAAUGAAGAUAAAACUGAAGCAGAACUGAAGAAAGAGUCUGCAAAAGUUCGUGAAGAGGUUGAAAAGGAAAGAGAGAUGAUACAAGUAGCUGACAUACUGCGAGAAGAGGGAGUUCAAAUGAAACUCUCAGAUGCCAAAUAUCAGCUUGAGGAGAAAAAUGCAGGCAUUGAUACAUUAAGGAGCCAACUUGAAGCUUUUCUAGCUUCCAAAAGACUCAAAGGAAAAGAGUAUCGUUCUACAAAUGAACCGAGCAGUGAGGAAAUUGCUGCUUAUUUGGACAGAACCCAUUUUGGUAAUGAGGAAAAUGAAGAGAAUGGAGAAGUUGAAGAUGCAGCAGAAUGUGAAGAAGACUCAGCUGAUAGUGAUCUUCACUCUAUAGAGUUAAAUAUGGAUAACGACAAUAAGAACCAGAAGUGGGCUUAUCCUCUUGGUGCUGCUCAUGAUUCAGGAUUUGAUGAAGGUGAGAUCAAAGGGAGGAAGUCUACCUCCAGCAUCAGAUUACCAAGGAGAAAAACUUCUCUGCAGAGGAGUAUAUCUGACGCAGUUGAUUGGGGUAUGCAAAGUCAAAAACUGCAGAAUUCAGGUGAUGAAUUAGAUUGGACUAGAUUGACCAAUCUAGAGAGGCAAGCACAAGAAAAUGGCUGCUUGGAUGAACUGCAGGGAUAUAAAUCAGUGAAGGGUCUGAAGGAGCACCUGCUGUCUGGCUCUAAGUUAGGUUCUUCUAGAUUUUCUGCUAGUCCAACAAGGCCUCCAAGAGACUACGGGUAUGCUGCUCAAGACAGACCUCCUAUGGUGCCAGGUAGCCUUUCGAAAUCAAGGUUAGCUGAUUCCAGAGGUGAGGGCCAUAAUGUUAGAAAAUCAAGAUGGUAGCAAUUCUCUUUAAGUCAUCAAUGUUCCAUUCACAAUGCUCUGGCAACAACUUCACUUACAAUAGUGAAUGCUGGAUGCACAGAAGAUUUAGGCACUUGUAGUGCCUAAACGAAAAGAUUAUUUAGAUGAAGGCAAGUCUCUUGUUGCUUCUUAAUUUUUUCGUGUGCUGUUUAUCCUAGGGGUGAGAGACUUGAGUUGAAACUGCAGUGUUCGUUUAGUGACAUAACUCUCCUCUAUUACUAGAAAUGCAUUUCUUUGUAGAGCCUGUAGAAAUGUGUAUUUGAUCAAACCAGUUUUAUCUGUAUACAAAAAAUCUAUAACCCCUUCAACGGGUCUGCAGUUUUUGUUCAUUAGAAAGAAUGUUCGUUGGUUUGUGAAAACCUUUUUCUUGUUCCCUUGAUUAUCCGACCUUGUAUUACUGAAAG